Hemicordylus capensis (graceful crag lizard) is the source of this 2697-nucleotide messenger RNA. It is a transcript of the gene HMMR, whose product is annotated as hyaluronan mediated motility receptor. Gene Ontology annotation, cellular component: membrane. NCBI's taxonomy places the organism in Eukaryota, Metazoa, Chordata, Lepidosauria, Squamata, Cordylidae. The record is from RefSeq and is a predicted model, not a curated record. The coding region runs from base 510 to 2498 and encodes 662 amino acids. The transcript is spliced from 18 exons. Gene Ontology annotation, molecular function: hyaluronic acid binding.
GGCGGCUUCAGCUGGCUUUUUUGAAUUUGUGUUGCUGCUAUUUCAGGGGGUGGCGCGGUGGGUUAUCAUGUCGUUUCCGAAGGCCCCGCUGAAGCGUUUCAAUGAAACCGCAAUGCAGAACAAGAAGCAUAGCCUCAGGUGUUGCCUUGAGUAUAUGGGAGCACGCAGUCCAGGCUGGAAAACCAACACUGAAUUGCACCAGGAAAACAGAGCCAGUGCAGAUAUUUCUGCACAUUUGAAUAUGUAAAACAGGUGCCAGUUAAAUCAGCCUAGCUACCACAUUGUGGACCAGCUGUGGCUUCUGAAUUUUCUUUCAGUUUCUUUCCUCUUUCUUUGAAGUCAUACUUAGAGCAAGACAACUGGGGUGGUGAAAGGUCUACCUUCUGCAGUGCAUUAGCACUUGAGUCUUUUCAAAAAUGAUGAUCAAGCUGCUACACUUCUGAACCUAACUAGAGUUAAAGUACUGUUAAGAGUUAAAAGAAGCAGGAACUCAGCAGAACCCCUGCAGUAUGAAACCUGUACCUUCCCCAGCAACUGCAAGAAAACUAAAAUCCCUUGGUUCAAAACCAAACAGUGGAGUGAAGUCUGAAAAGGAUUCAAAACUCAUGAAAGAUCUGAAACGACAAAAAGAGCUGGAAAAAGAGAUUCGUGUGCUAGUUGGAGAACGUGGCCAGCAAGAUAAAAGGCUGCAAGCUCUAGAAGAUGAUCUAACAAAAUCUGAAUCAAAGCUGUCUGCUGCAAUAAGGGAGAAAACCUCCCUUUUGGCAAAUGUUGCAUCUCUGGAAAAGCAGCUACUGGAGCUAACCAGAACCAAUGAAUUGCUCAAAACAAAGUUUUCUGAAGAUGGAACACAGAAGAAAAUGAGCAGUCUUUGCCUAGAGUUAAUGAAGCUCAGGAAUCUGAUGAAUUCCAAAAAGAUGACCCAUGUUAGGCGGGAAGACACAGAACCUAAAUUGCAGACAACUCAAAGAACUGUGGAGCAUUCAAAGGAAAAAGCAGCACAGUUGGAAGAACUAACAGCAACUGAGAUACUGUCAGAGGAGAAAUGUGACUCUGAGAAACUCUUAGAAUAUAUUGCAGAACUUGGCAAUGCUGCAGAACAAGUAGAUAAAUACAAGCUGGAAAUAUCCCAACUGGAGGGAAUAAUAGCAGCGAAGGAUAAGGAAAUUGAAACACUGAGGAGUUCUCUUCAGCUGAAAGAAGCAAUGCUGUCUGCACAAAUCAAUGAGUUCCGUGAAAAGUGCAAGGUGAUUGAACAGCAAAGAGAGGCACUUCUAAUUGAACAUGGAGAAAGGGAGCAAAGCAUGAAAGCUGAGAUAGGAUCCUUGAAAGAAAAAUUUCAUCUAGAAGAACAAGAACACCAAAAGCAGAAGCAAGUCUGUCAGGAACUCUCUGCUACUAUGCAUCAGAAGCUGCUCAAAUUCCAAGAGGAGGUAGCUAAGGAGAAAGAGCUUCUGGAGAGAGAACUAAGAGCAACCAUGGCAGAGUUGGAGGAACUGCACACCAAUGAAGAGAAAGUGGAGAAGCUGUUGAAGCAUCUGGAACAAGAGAACAAGCUGCAAGCUGAGGAGCUGGUACAGCUGGAAGCAAAACUGAAAGGGAAAACCAAAGAGUUAGAUGAAAUGGCUGAAUCUCACAGCAAUGCCAUUGUUCAGAUGCAGGAAGAGUACAGCCAUACCCUACGUAAACUUGGGGAGACUGUUGCUGAAUUUGAAACUUACAAAGCUUGUGUGGCUGAAGACAUUGCAUGCCACAGAGAGGAAAAUACUACCCUGAAGGACAAACUUCUUGAGAUGAAUAAGGCAGUCCAGCACACAACUCAAUUGAUGCAAGAAGUACAGCAUGCUAAAGAUAAGGCAAAGGAAGAAUAUGCAAGGAUGCUCUUGGAUGCUCAGACAAAGCUAGCAUUAAAAGAUGCAGAAAUAAAAAGGACCAAGGAAUCAAGCUUUGCACAAAUUGCUAAUCUACAAGCAAGACUAGAAGAGCAAAGUGAAGACUUAAAGAAACGACUUGAAAUUGAAAGGAAAGCCAUAUCUGAAAAAGUGAAAGCUAAUUAUGAAGAGAAUAUGAAAUCUUGGCGUGUCCUGUAUGAAGAGCUGUAUAAUAAAGUUAAACCAUUUCAGGAACAACUUGAUGCAUACGAGGCUGAGAAAAAUGCUCUUCUGAACCAGCAUGGUGCAGCCCAAGAAGAGCUCAACCAACUUAGUGAUGCAUAUGCUAAGCUACUAGGUCAUCAGAAUCAGAAGCAGAAAAUCAAACAUGUAGUGAAACUGAAAGAGGAGAAUGCCCAACUGAAACAGGAAUUAACAAGACUGCGCACUCAACUAGGAAGGGAAAAACAAUUUCGAGGAGAGCUCCAGGAUCAGCUGAACGUAAUUCAGGGUGUCAAACGAUUUGAUCCUUCUAAAGCUUUUCAGCAUUCCAUCAAGGAAAAUGUCACUCCCCAAACACCCUUUAAAGAAAGUAACAGAAACAAAAGCCAAACUACCCCCUACUGAACAGGAAGAAAUUCACAUGCUUCGAGCCGGAGGUGCUGCUAUGAAGGCUUCAAGGAUCACUGCUAUGAAGAAAGCAACUACUGUUUUGUAUUGUGUUGUGUAUGCAAAAUGAGGAUCUUUCAGUACAGCUGGCAGCAGUAGAAAGGUUAUUUUUUUAAAAAAAAACAAAACAAAACCAAUAAAGCAACUGAUCACCAGA